This is a messenger RNA of Sus scrofa (pig), 10037 nucleotides long. Lineage: Eukaryota; Metazoa; Chordata; Mammalia; Artiodactyla; Suidae. The record is from RefSeq and is a predicted model, not a curated record.
GCCGGAACUGGCGGUAGUCUGAAGCAGGGCUGGGACAGAACAGCCCUGGGCGCGGUCCAACACCUCGCCAGGCCUCUAACCUGCCAGGAUCCCUCACGUGACAGGGGACUCAAUGACGUCGCCCUCUGGAAUCUUGGGGGUGCGUUCUGGGCAUUGGAGGUAAAGGAAGCGGAACGCAAUAGGAAGGGGAGCCCCAAGGCUGAGAGCGGCCCUGCGGAGCCGCAAGAAUCCGCGGAGACCCUCCUGACACCCAUUCACGGUCGACUCCCAGCAGAGGGGUCCCGCGACCCCUCCACUCCCUGCUCUCUUAGUGUGAGCGUCUGGAAUCCUGACCGCCCCAGCCAGCCUAGCCAUCCUGAUUUCUGUAUCUGAGAAUGUGGCAAGACCCAGACAUGUGGGGCACCUUACGUCAGAGGAAGUGGCUUUCUUGUUGCAGCAAAAAUGCCAGCACCUAUGUCAGAAAAAAAAUUGAGGGCUGGAAACUGUACCCGCUGAUCAGGUGCUAUCAACCUGCUAUCCAUUCAGAAGACUCGCAGAAGCCCCAGAGGGACAGCGGCUGGCAGUUGAGUGAUAUUCAACAUUUUUUAACUAAAAGGGCUGCCAUAACUGAACACCACAAAAAAGGUAGCUUAAACAGCAGAAAUCAUUGUCUUGGAGUUCUGAACACUAGAAGUCUGAGAUCAAGAUGUCAGCAGAGUUGGUUUCUGUUUUCAAGACGCCCACGAGUGGAAAAUGCACUCCCCCCAGCCAAAUCAAACUUCGCCAGAUUCCUAACAGCUGUGUGCAUUGAAAUGACUAAUGAAAGAGCCCUCUGCUGCCAGUGGAACUUUCACACAGGGCAUUGUCGCUGCUACUCACCAGGACCCAACCCUGCGUAUUUACAUACUGGAUGUCACCCCAAAAGCCCCCGACCAGGGGAUUUCCGGGAUGUAAUAAGACACUGGGCUUCAUCCCUCAGCUCCAGGAAUCUGGGAUUUGAAGCAGGGUUCCACUUCAAGCAAGUCUUAGGCCGAUGCUCAGUUCCGAAGAGCACCAGGGUCUUCCCCAUUGGCAGUAGAUGGGAGCGGAUGGACAUUUGGAUGCCUUGGUAUUGAUGGAUGAACUGGAGGCCAGAGACAUGGCUGAAGUUUACAUUCCAAGGAAAGCUUGCACAGAAACUCUGAAUUCAAUGUUGAAUGAAUAUCCCAGGAAGGAGUGGGAAUCUCUUGAAAAUCUUGUGCCACUGAAUGUUGUAACCCUGAGGUAUCCCAAGGGAGUGUCAUAAGCCAACAGCAGAAUUUUAGAAAGAACCUGGACGAAGGUCAAAUUUAUUGCCGUCAUUAACAAAUCUAGGGUGAAACUGUAAAUGGAGAAAAGAUGAAUUCAGUAGUCCCUGUUGCAGGUGGCUGAGGUUAAGAUUUCUCUCCCUUCUGCCCAAUGCUCUCAACCGAAAAUCUUGAUUGUGAAGAUGGAAGGGGUCCAACCCCUAGAUGAAAAUGUGGGAAACGCACCAGGACGAAGACUCUUGAGGAACAAGCUAUUGUUGGUGGCCUCCGUAAUUCAGGGUCUGGGGUUGCUCCUGUGUCUCACCUACAUCUGCCUGCACCUCUAUGCUCAGGUGCCAUCUCAGUACCCUCCAAUUCAGAGUAUCAAAGUACAAUUUACCAAGUGUGAAAAUGAUAAUGGUUUCAUCAUCACACCCUCAAGCAAGGAUGGAACCAUGAAAGUGCAGAACAACUCAAUCAUCAUCAACUGUGAUGGGUUUUAUCUCAUCUCCCUGAAGGGUUACUUUUCUCAGGAGCUCAGCCUCAUGCUUCAGUACCGGAAGGGUCGGAAACCUCUCUUCUCCCUGAACAAGGUCAAGUCUGUGGACUCUGUCACAGUAGCCGAUCUGGCUUUCAAGGACAAGGUCUUCCUGAACGUGACCACUCAUAGUGCCUCCUGUGAAGACAUUCAGGUGAAUGGUGGGGAAUUGAUUCUCAUUCAUCAAAAUCCUGGUGGAUUCUGUGUCUACUGAGGACUUGAUAGCAGCCCCUAGGCCAGCGUCAGCAUGAACUCCAAACUGUGGGUGGACAGGACACUGGUUCUUCCUUGGGAGUGGAGGAGUCAUCCCAGCUCACCUCUCACAUAUGGCCACAUGGGAUGUGACCAGAAGCAGAUUACUCCCUCCCUGACUCAGGGAUAUUUAAAACUUACUUUACAUACCAAUUAAGUUUAUGUAUUUAUCCUCAUACCUUCUAAAUCACCUAUCCCUCAUCUCUCAAGAUUGCCUCGAGCCUGUUGGGCACCUCCAUUGAGAAUGAGAAAAUAGGUGCCUUUUCCUCAAGACGUGUUGCUUCUGUUGGUCAGGAAAUUAUCAUAGUAAACUUUAUUGAAAAAGACACCUGACUACCAUUUGCUGGAUCUUUGACACUGGCGUUGUCAAAAUGAAGAGGACCAAGGAGGGAAGUUAUGAAUCUGCCAAAGGUGGCGUGGACUGACUUUUGGCGGCCAAAAGUGCCUCUCCAAGAUAAAACUAGUUGCAGUUUGCAUAUGGCCUAAAUUCCCGUCUCAUGUGGUGGAGUUCAGAAGGAAGAAUAACUUGUGAACCGCUGUCAGGACUUGAUGAAGAGAGCCGGUUAAGGGAUACUCUGUGCUCUGGAUGUUUUCCUUCCACUUUGCUUUCCCAGCCUCCAAAUGUUCUUGAUAGAAAUUUCCCUUCAAAGAACCAUCCUGAGGAUGUGAUGCUGUGAAAAAUCUAGUAAGGGAUUUAAGGGAAACUGGGAGAGAUUUUUCUAAACUGGGAGAGUGAGAUAAUUUGUUGUGAGAAUUUUCAUUACCACACAGGAUAACAGUGAAACUGAACCUCUCAGGGUAAAAGUCUGGGAAUUUAAAUAGUUUGGGGAGGAAAUCACAUUCUUUGCCACCGAGAGGCAAAGUAACACAUGCCUAUUCUCCAUACCGAGAUACAUGCUGCCCUCAACACCUUGAACUCAUAUGCCACCUUGCUAAUUAAAAAAAAAAAAAAAAAAAAUGGAGUGAUUAUAUUGUCAACUGCAGCCUUAUGUGGGAAGACACUGAGAUGCUAUUACAUCUUAUGAAAAAUAAUUAUCACUGUGUAGAAACACCGUAAUAUAUGAUCUCACACUGAUAACUGAGAUUAGAAAGACAAAUAAUCAGCCAGUACCAAGGCUUUCAAGGGAAUAAGAUCACCUUAUGUUUAGUUUAAAUGUCCCUCUUAACAUAUCUGGCAUUGUGGACAAACGUGGUUUUUCUUAAGUCAAAUUUCUAGAUGAUUUGUAAGUUUUCUGUGUCAAAACUUUUGCAGAUUUAAAAUUUUGAUGUAAGCUUUUUAAUGGUAGCAGAUGUUUCCCUGCAAUUUUAAAUAGAGUGUGUACCUAUCAUAGACUAUUUCAGGAUGAUUCUGGGUCAUCGCAGCAGUUGUACUGUGGUGCAAUACAGUAUUAUCUUCAGGAUGUCCAGAAAGGUUGAAGGCAGUUUGGCCCCACACUAAAUGGCCUCGAUUACAUUUGGAUUUUUUUCUUGUCUGUUUGACACAAUUUUCCAUCUUCAAUUAAGUGCCUAUCUCCAACUAGAUUUCCACCACUCUGUCUUAAUCUGUUACAGACACAAACUGAACAAAAUGCUAAAUUAAAGAAACUGCAUCAAGUAAGAGUAAUCAAACUCUCAGUGGCUGCCCAGGCACUCAUGUGUUUAUAUGCAUCAUCAUAGGUUCAUGACUAUGGAGGGCCUGCUGUGGACCAAGCAUUGGACUCAGUGCUUUACAUGAGUUGUUUUGAACAAGAUGUUCAGUGAUACCUGUCUUGAUUACUCAAAGGAUUUAAGUGUGUGUAUGUCUGCCCAUACACAUGGCUGUAUGUACUUCUUUGUUAUUGGCUAUGUUCUGCAAAGUCAAAGUUACCCAAUUAGUGGUAUCUAAUAAGCAAAUGUUUAUGACUAUAGAUAAUAUGUAAGAAAACUUAUGCUUACUUUUUAAAGUGUGAAAUUUUUGACUAUUCUUCUUCUGGACAUACAUGUUCUAGGCCGAAGCUUAAUCGUUUUGUGGGUUGGUUGUCUUCGGUGUGUGUCAUGGCCCCUCCUCCCAGGUGCCCACUCCCUUUGGGUACACGUGGUUUGCUCUUUCCAUGCUGGCUUCCUUCAGCCACACAGGGACAUUUCUGCUAUGCACUGGACUCACUCUUCACCUUGCACUCAUCAAAAUAUGUGUGUCCAUUUUAAGCCAUUCCUUCAAAAGGAUAGUUACCUUUCUCUGAAAGCAGUGGAGUUUUGUGGAAAUGAAAAAUCAUGAGAUUAGAAUUCUAAUUUUGACUCAGUCACUAACUAGCCAAGGGAUCUUGGACAACUAAUUUCCCAUUUUUGGAUCCCGCUUUUCUCCCUCUCUUGUUGAAUGAUCAUUUUAGAAUCUUACGCUCAUAAUGCUAACUAUGAAUGUACAGGUACUGGUUGCUAUGAGUCAAGAUUUACAAUCUUUUACUGUAUAGGAUUUUUUUUUCCUCAGGCAAGCAAACAUUUUCCCUCAGCCUUUUUUGGUGAUUCCUUUGAGAGCAGGUGCCAUUUGCUACUUGGUGACUUCCUGUUUAGUGAAUGGCUUAAGAGAUUCCAAUUUUGGUCUAAAUCAUUAUUUGUUCUUAAGUAUACCGGGCAGGUCCCCUGUUUUAAACAAUGGUUUUGUAUUUAGUGCUCUCCUGGCUCUCAGAGAGUAUUAAUAUUAAUAUUAAUAAUAUAGCUAAUAAUAAUAUUGAUAUUUACAAGGAAACAAAUAAAAUAUCUCAGAAUUCACUACUGUUUAGAGUGUUGGAGUUUUUAUUUGUCCUUCUCUUCUUUCCAUGCCCUGACCAGCUAAUUCCCCGAUGAGGGGAGGACGGGGCACACUUUCCGGUUUUCCUAGCUGCCUCCAAUUUCAGUCAUCAGAAUUAAGUCCAAGAGAUGAUUGAGCUGCCAAAGUCCAUCUUUGCUUCUGAAAAGACAUUCACUGGACAUCUCCAAGGCUCCUCUUCAUGGUUUAAGAGACUUCAUGGCUCAAUAGAAUUCUACUAUGCACUCUCUUUUUCUUUCUCUUAGAACUUCUUGUUUAGAACUCUGGGAUGAUCUCCUUGAGUAUUACGCCCCCUCUCCUUGGCAGUAAUUAAAUCUGAAGUCUUAAGAAGAGUUCCCAACUCUUAAUGAGAUUGUGUACACAGUCUGGCCACAGUGAUCCCUGUGCCCCCUGAGAUGGUGUUAACUCUCUCCUCCCUGAAAGCUUCUCUUCCCUGGCUUCUUUGGUCUACUCUUUCCCUCUCUGAUUUUUGCCUGUCUUGAUCUCCUUUACCUCUCCUCUUUCUCUGCCCCUCUCUUUAACGUUUAUGCACUCUCUCUAGAGCUCCAUCCUCAGCCCUCCUCUUUUUCUACCCCAGAGGUCACAUUCUGGCAGCCAGCAAGCCACAAUCUGGCCUAUGUAUGUGUUCACUUUGCUUGUAAGUUUGAAUUUAGUUGCCAACACUUAAGCAUGGGGAAAUUUCCGGCUUCUUUUGACAAAACAAAAUAGGAGAUCUGGUGAUGCUGGGCCCAGUUUUGACAUGACAGCAAUCAUCUCAAGCAGGAUUACAGCUUUCCUUUUUAAAAAGACUCUCCAUUUUUCCAGAGGUCCCCUCAUUUCAUACAAUGUGCAAAUGUGCUUAUACCGACUCACUUCACUCACUUGCUGCCUGGCCAUGGGGCAUUAGAGUUGUGAUCUGUGCUCCAAACACUUGCCAAUUUCAUUGAUCCUCAUACCUUCCACUACUGCUCAUAGACCAAUGAUAUCCAAAAUCAUUCUGCUGAUCCAAUGUCUUCUACUCCACAGUCACACUUAAUAUAAUCAUCCGCGUAAAUUAGUAAUAAAUGCCAUCUAUUGAGUACUUAUAUACUAGGCAUCAUACUGGCCAUUUUGAAUGAAUUGUUUAAUUCUAUCUUUGUAGGAACUCUUGGUGAUAGGUAUUGUUUCUCCUGUUUUUAUAUAUGAGAAACUGAAACUCUGAGGUAAAGUAAUUUGCCCAAAGCUAUGCAGCUUAUAAGUGGUGGAGCUCAGAUUCAAGGCCAGGGAUAGUUGACACCAAACACCAUGCUUUUGAUCACUGCUACCCUGCCUCUAGGCAGCUCCAUGUGGAAGAAAUGGGCAUUCUACUCAGGAUGCUUAUGAAAGAGUGUCCUCUUCCUCACCAAACCCACCCCUCCUCCUGAUUCAUGAUGUUAGUUAAAGGUAUCAUAUUCAUUGCUGAAGGCAGAAGCCCCAGUGUCAUCCUGUUUUCCUCCUUUUCCCUGUCCCCACCCAUGAGACUUUGGACUAUGGCUUCACAUUAACUCUCUCUUAGACUAUCUUGGUAACCUCUUACCAGCCCUACAGGCCUCAGUGUGUUAUCACUGAAUCAAGAAAAUGAUACACUCUAGUUCAAUAAAUGAAUAAAAUGAAUAGACAAAAUGAAUCAGAGUGCCAUGGUGGAAAGCUCAUGAUUUAUUUGUUUGUUUGUUUAUUUACUUAUUUAUUGGUUUUUAGGGCUACAGGUGUGUCACAUAGAGGUUCCCAGGCUAGGGGUCCAAUUGGAGCUAUAGACACCGACCUACACCACAGCCACAGCAAUGCCGGAUCCGAGCCACAUCUGCGACCUACACCACAGCUCACGGCAAUGCCAGAUCCUUAACACUGAGUGAGGCCAGGGAUUGAACCUACAUCCUCAUGGAUCUUAGUCACGUUCCUUACCACUGAGCCAUGAUGGGAACUCCCUAAGAAAGCUCAUGAUAUUUGGAGCCUAGUUUUAAAGCCUGAUUCUGCUCUUCACUACUAGCUGGGUGACCUUGGCAAGUUUUUUCUUUUCUCUUUAUUAAACCUCUCUAAAUCUUACUUUUCCUCUCUCUAGAGAGGGGAUAUUUAUAUAUACCUUAUGGAUUAUUAUGAGCAUAAGGGUACCUGUUAUUUUAUUGCCUAGAACAUAUUUGGUCUCAAUAUUUCCAAUAAUAACUUACAAAAGUCACUUCACGAGCCUGAAGUGUGUGCCAAAUGAGUAUCAGAAUUUAUCUGGCUUAGGGAUGGAAAGAUCGCUGAAGCAAGUGGAAGAGCCUUUCAGAAAUGAAAUUGGACAAGAGGAAAGGAGAACAUAGCAGGAGAAGAACAGUGUGGGCAAAGGCCUGGAGGUAGGAAUUCCCAUGGUGUUUUCUGGGGCAAGGAGAUUCCACUGUGGUUAUGACAUUCAUUCUUUCACUCCUUUCUUUGAUCACAUUCUGUUUUCCAGAAUGGAAGUUUGUGUUUGGCCACAGUUGGACAUAAGGAUUAGUGUGUAGUUUGAGGAUAAAAUGUUAGAGGCAUUAAAGACAUACAUAAGAAUUUUGGAUCAUGUCCUCCAAAGGGAGACAUUCAAGGUUUUUGAAUAAAGAGAAUUUAUGAUUUGGGAACAGAGACGAAGUUCUUGUCAGUAUCACUUUUCAUUUUGACCCAAUACAUGUGAAUACCUUAUUUUCUGUCGAACAAAAGAUUUGAAUGGCUUCUACCAAAAGAAAAAAUGAAAAAAAUUGUGGUAAAAAGCUAGGUUUUCCAUUCUUUUGGCAAAAGAUAUACAGAGAUUCUAAUUAAAUUCAGAAUGUAUGUUUAAUAAAGGCCAGAGUGAGUAGUUUUUAAAAUACUUCUUAAAAUGCAGUAUUUUCAAAUCACAGCCUGAGAUGCUAUCAACGUUAAAAAAUAAUCCCUGAAGAUUUCAGUCACUGUGCAUAUUUAUUUAUAAUUUAAAUUUAUUCUGUUUCUAAAAUUAAGUUUUUGGCAGUGCUUUGGAAUUACACAUCCAUCUGUCUGUCUGUCUGUCUGUCUGUCUUCCUAUCUUCCUGUCUAUCAUCUACAUUUUCUUUUCCCUGCAGUAGCCUCCCUUACACAGCAUGUGGGUAGCCUGAACCUUCUCCAGUAGCAUCCUCAGUAACUGGUCAUGGUAGCUGUUAUAGCGACUCGUUCAAUCCAUAAUCCCUGAGAUCAAGACACGAAAGGAUAUUAUUAAAAUUUAAAUGUAGAUAUUAGGAGAGCUGACACAUGAAGCCUGUUAUGGCUUUACCAUCAGCACUUCCCUCUAACAAAAAGCUGGACAUUCCAAAAAGAUGGUUCAUUCCAAUCUUGAGGGCAUGGGAUAAAAGGUCCUUUAGUUCUGACUGGUGCCCUGGGGACAACUAGGGUAGUGUUCAAUCCAGAAGCAGGCAGGAUGUUAACAUUGAGCAUCCAGAGUAUUCUUCCGUUCUACCACAGCCUUUGAGAAAUCUGGAGCCACUGUACAUGGGUUGUGGCUAAACAUGGGCCUUGACCAGCAUUUUGUUAAUGGAACUGGUUGGCUUUGUUCCUCUUUCUGUGGUCAGACUGUGAGUGGGAACAGAAGAAUGCUAGGAGCUGAAACAGAUUUUUAGCAUUUGGAUUUCCUAGAGGCAUGCCAAGAAUGAGAAAACAAUUUUACUUUCACAUAAUUCUCUUUAUUACUGAUAGAUAUAAAAGGCCUUUCAUUUUCCUCCAGUCUUCUUUGGUUUUUGAGAUUUGAGGUAAAAAGAAGAACAGUAAUAAAAUAAUGUAACUUAUACUGUAGAAACAGAAGCAAGAAGUAAUUUCUAAAGGUCAUCUCAGUCUAGCUCUUUAUUUUUAUUUAGGAUGUACUAUUUAUUAGUAAGGACAUAUAUCAUCUUAGUGAUUUUUAAGAUAAUGACACUCUAUAUCCUCCUCUUAUAAUCAGUUUUAAGAGUUAACAGCCUAUAAUCCUAUACCAUUCCCUAAGGCAACACAAAACUUUCAAUUUAUCAAAAUCUCAUCCACUGUUAUAAAUCAAGUAAUAAGCAAUAAAUAUACAUAUGUUCUACUCCUACUAUAUGCCAGGCAUUGUACUUGGUACAUAGUAAUAAUUUUUUUCCUCAUGGGAAAUGAAAAUGGGCUGUUAUACUUGAUAUUCUUUUACUCUCAAACCCCAAAUACUUGCUGCUAUUAUGUCUAUUGUCCAGCCCUCCCCUAACACACAUGCAUAACCCAGAUGCGCAGAAUAGUAUUCAACCAAUGAAAACAUUGGUAAAGUGUACCAUAUUACUUGUACAUUAUUCAUUAGUACUAUUUCUAUGUACUUAAUCACAAUCAUACAUAUUAAAAUCUUGAAAAUUGACACAAACACACUUCUUUUAGGCAAAUAAUAAAAAAUUAUCAUUUUAUUGAGGUCAAAUAGCAUUUUUGAAAGAGCAGAUAUUUGAAAGUUCAAAAUAAUUUUGUCUAUGAAUUUUCAUUUUUAGAGUACUGAAUCCAUAAAUGGACCAGGGGUAGAGUUGGCAGAAUUCUUGUGCAACAUUCCUUAUAUAAUUGUUGACAUUUUAUCAUUCACCCACAGAUAAUUAUUUAUUAUUGAAUUCCUACUGUUGUGUUGCUGUGUGCCUACUUUGCUAGCUAUUCAAAAUAUAAAGACAAAUAUGGAAUUGUUUCUUUAUACGAAGUAUUGGGUACAGUGUGUAAUACUAACUGGAGUGAGGAAAAGCUAGAUAUCAGGUAUCAGAAUAUCAGGUAAGAAACUGGUGUCAAUGACUAUAAAGAAAGGAAUGGAUCUAAAAUAUACCAGGAGCAGAAAACUUAACGGGAUUUUUAGGAUGUGAGUAGAGAAGAAUUCAUUUGUUCAUUCAUUAAAAAUACUGUUGUUUUGAGAGUCAUGGAGAAAUAAGAAACAACAAGCAAAAAAAACAAAAAAAAAAAACCAAAAAAAAAGGGAAAAAAUGAGAGUGCUGUGAGAGAAAAAAAUAGUUGAGUUAUUUAUCUUAAAUUGGGAAGAGACCUUGUUGGAGAAUAUGACAUUUAACUCAAGAUCUGAAAAUAUGAAGAAGCCAGUUUGAAGAAAAACGUUGGCAGGGGCCAGUGAGGUGGGGGUGGAUAGUGGAAAAAGGAAGGUUAAAAAUACCAUCUAUGAUCAUGUGACUAAAAUUAGAACUAUGAUAGUUACAAGUAUUUUUCCUUAUUUUGAAAUGACUAUAUUUAUGCAUAUAUUAAUCACUGUGUUCCUUCCACUUUCCCAUUCCACUCCCAUCUACUAUAACAUGUGUUUAUAGUAGUUAAC